Messenger RNA from Didymodactylos carnosus, 152 nucleotides. The record is from the annotation of a GenBank genome assembly. NCBI's taxonomy places the organism in Eukaryota, Metazoa, Rotifera, Eurotatoria, Philodinida, Philodinidae.
AACAAUUUGAAGGGCCAUACCGCAUUACUGAACAAAAAGAUCCAGAAACAUUUGUGGUCAAAAUUGAAGAUCCGGAACAAGAUGAUAAUGCUGAUUAUACUAAGCAAGUUACUACGUGUGAUAUGAAACAUGUUAUUGUACGUGAUAUUUGA